Brachypodium distachyon (stiff brome) is the source of this 1266-nucleotide messenger RNA. Its product is annotated as haloacid dehalogenase-like hydrolase domain-containing protein Sgpp. The record is from RefSeq and is a predicted model, not a curated record. The coding region runs from base 198 to 950 and encodes 250 amino acids. NCBI's taxonomy places the organism in Eukaryota, Viridiplantae, Streptophyta, Magnoliopsida, Poales, Poaceae. The transcript is spliced from 5 exons.
GACAGGCCAAAGUGCCAAACGGCAAGCGAACGGACUCCUCCUAUAAGAGAGGAGGAAGAACUGAAGGGCGGCCAAGCGCCACCACAGAUUCCUUCAUCCGGUCGAUCGAAGCAGCCAGUCCCUGAUCUGCUCGAUUCCAAGAAGGAGGAACCCCGAUCGAUCCCUAGUCUUCUUCGAUCGAUCUCCAUCCCACUGUCAUGGCUGCGGCUCCCAACGGCGGCGCCGUCAGUUCUCUACCGGCGACGGUUCCAGUGGAGGCGGUGCUGUUUGACAUCGACGGGACCCUGUGUGAUUCGGACCCUCUUCAUCAUGUGGCUUUCCAAGAAUUGCUUCUCGCGAUCGGGUACAACAAUGGUGUGCCGAUCGACGAUGAGUUCUUCAUAAAGAACAUUGCUGGAAGGAGCGAUGUUGAAGCUGCUCAAAACCUGUUCCCGGACUGGCCGCUUGAAAAGGGGCUCAAAUUCCUCGAGGACAAGGAAGUCAAAUACAGAAGUUUGGCGAUGGAACGCUUGGAGCCUGUAAAAGGCCUUGGCAAAGUGGUUCAGUGGGUGAAAGAUCAUGGCUACAAGCGUGCUGCGGUAACCAAUGCCCCCAGGAUCAAUGCAGAGCUGAUGAUCAAACUUCUUGGCCUAUCAGACUUCUUCCAGGCCGUGAUCGUCGGAGGCGAAUGCGAGAAGCCGAAACCUGCCCCCUUCCCUUACCUGAAAGCCCUCAAGGAGCUAGAUGUAUCUGCAGCACACACAUUUAUCUUUGAGGAUUCGGCUUCAGGGACAAGUGCAGGCGUCGCCGCAGGAAUGCCUGUCGUCGCCGUGCUGACAAGGAACCCAGAGAAGUCGCUGUUGGAUGCCGGAGCUUCAUUGAUUAUCAAGGACUACGAAGACCCCAAGCUCUGGACUGUGCUUGAAGAGAUCGAUAGAGAGGAAGCCAAGCUGAAGAAUAGUGGAGCGUGAAAUGAUCCUAAUGGUGAUAAACAAGUCGAUUAGAUUCAUUGCCAAGUUACCACUCUUACGAUUAGUAGAGCUCAUCUUGAGCUUUUAUAUUGAUAUGUUUUCUCUUUUCUCGAUUAAUACGCAAUGAAAUAAACAAAAACUCCAGUCUCCCAUGACUUAGGUUGUGUGCGGAUGGGACUUGCGAAAAUUCUGAUUCUGUUGGGCUCUGGAUUAUGACCCUUGUACACUUCAGAUCACUCCAAACUGAUUGGAUUUCUUUUUAUUUAUCUGGAAGAAAUAUACCAGAUGAGAGAUGAUACGAUGGAUGUUGCAAUGA